AUUUUUUCAAUGAUUAGGGGUGAACGGAUGCUACAUUUAUUAUUUAUGGAAGGGGUAUUAUGCACGAUAGGUCAAUUAAGUCAUGCACGUACUGGUUGGGCGGUAAAAAAAACAUUUUGCGUCAAAAUGCAGUGUCGUAGAAAAAACGUUGAUCCGAGAUUUGAUAAACGGACUAACGGAGCUUCUAAUGAAAAAUAUGAACAUGUAACGAAAAAAACGUUUGGACAAAAAUAAAUUAUUACAGAAAAAUAAAUUUUUUG
Molecule: messenger RNA, 260 nt
Organism: Rhizophagus irregularis DAOM 181602=DAOM 197198
Lineage: Eukaryota; Fungi; Glomeromycota; Glomeromycetes; Glomerales; Glomeraceae
Source: RefSeq, a predicted model, not a curated record